Molecule: messenger RNA, 4537 nt
Organism: Cottoperca gobio
Lineage: Eukaryota; Metazoa; Chordata; Actinopteri; Perciformes; Bovichtidae
Gene: whrnb
Product: whirlin b
Exons: 12
Coding region: 465-3323 (952 amino acids)
Biological process (GO): auditory receptor cell stereocilium organization; sensory perception of sound
Cellular component (GO): plasma membrane; stereocilia ankle link complex; cilium
Molecular function (GO): protein binding
Source: RefSeq, a predicted model, not a curated record
AGAAUCCUCCACCGUAGAAAGCUGACCGACUCUAGAGUUUGUUCUGUGGACAGAAUAAGCAUGGAGAAUGUCAUAUGCCAAUUUAUGAUUUACAAGCCUAAAGAGAGCCUUCCAAGGAUUUGUAUUUGUCGGGUUUCAGAUAUUACACCGUGCACUAUUUAAAUCGUCUGAAGCUCGACCCGGUAAAGGCAGCGGUGUUGUGCAUGGAAUACAAAGACAACAGGACAGAAAUAAUAUGUAUUAUUUAUUCAGUGCAAGACAAAUUCAAGCUUCAACUGGGAAAAUUGUUUGUUUUGGUCUGACACGCCGCGUGCGGCGUACAUCGACGCUGUUACGCGCGUAGAUCACCGGUCACCUGUUGAAGUUGUCCGACGCGCGGGAGGAUCGACUUGAACAGCGCUUUUACAAAUGAUCGAUCCAUCGUCCGGUCUCUAUGAUGCACUGAUUCCUCGUUAUGUUGUAGGAUGAGCGCUGAUCUGGAGCGCGUUUCGCUCAUCACAUCGGUGAACUCUGCCGGCUCGGGCGGCCGUGCGCUUUCGGCAAACGUCCGGAGGCUUCACAACGCUCUCAACCUGCUGCUCAACGCCCCGGAGAGAGAGCAGUUCAUCCACUGUCUCAAUGUGUACCACGCCAAGCGCAACGUCUUCGACCUGGUCCAGACUCUCAAAGUGAUUCUCAACACGACCGGCAAACGACAGCUGCUGCCCAUGCUGCGCCUGGUCAUCCCGAGGUCCGAUCAGCUGCUGUUCGACCAGUACACGUCCGAGGGACUCUACCUGAAGACAGAGCUGCUCCCCAGCAACAGCAACGCGGAGGGUUUUGGGGAGCAGGGCGACUCAACUUUGCAGAAAUAUAUCAGUUCCAUCCAUGAGCAGCCCCUCAUCUCAGGCUAUCCAGACGGCUUCAGCGCCGCCGCAGAACUGUCGGCUUCCAUGGCCUCGCCGUUCUUCGAGGGUCCCUUUGGAGAAGUGCGCAAAGUCCUCCUGACUCGCUCCAGGAGCCACGAGGGUCUGGGCUUCAGCAUCCGCGGGGGUUCGGAGCACGGCGUGGGGAUCUACGUGUCCCUCGUGGAGCCGGGUUCAUUGGCCGAGAGAGAAGGACUGAGGAUCGGGGACCAGAUAGUGACCGUGAACGACAUAAUGUUUGACAAUGUCACUCACAUAGAGGCAGUGAAGAUGCUGAAGGAAUGCAAGAAGCUGGCCAUUUCAGUGUGUUCCAUGGGUCGGAUCCCUGGAGGCUACAUAACUAACCACGUGUAUAGCUGGGUGGACCCUGGGGGCCGGAGCGUCUCCCCGCCACCUGACAGCCAGGAGGCCAACCAGAGGCAAGGACAGGGCAUGGAGGAGAGGACGGUUAACCUGAAUAUGGACGAUGGUCGCUCUCUGGGCCUAAUGAUCAGAGGUGGUGCUGAGUAUGGACUGGGGAUCUACAUCACAGGAGUGGACCCCGGAUCUGCUGCAGAUGCUGGUGCACUAAAGGUGGGUGACCAGAUCCUGGAAGUGAACGGUCAGAGCUUUGUCACCAUCUCCCACGAUGAGGCAGUUCACAUUCUCAAAACAGGACACCAACUGCUGAUGAAGGUGAGGGAUGUGGGUCGUCUGCCUCAUGCACGCACAGUGGUGGAUGAGACCAAAUGGAUCUGCAGUCAGGCCAUAGCUGAGACCAAUGCUACAGCUAACCCAAGUUCUGUCACCAACCCCACUGUCAAUGCUGGCAUCCUCAUUAGUGUCAGUGCCAGUGCCUGCAGUUCAAGGCCAUCCUCAGCCAAAGCUACACCUGUAUUAGGAAAGCCAGCAGUAUACAGAGGUGUAGGCCCACCAGGUGUUCAGGUUUCUCUGGAGCAGCAAGCCUACAUGCUGCUGACGGAGCCAGAGAGGCAGACUAUGGUCUACUACCUGCAGGAAUACCAGGAUGGACACAUAGGAGUGGAGCCACUGACCAUGGCUCUGUUUGAGCUCUUUAACACACAUGCAAAGUUGUCUAUGUUGUCUGAGGUGAGAAGUCUGGUGGCUCCCCAGGAUCUGGAGUUCUACGACAGGCUGGUUUUGCAUCGUGAGAGGGAGGCCCACCAGGCCUGGCAUGGAGGACUUAGAGUUCUGCAUCCACAGGGCCACUGCAACUACUCGGCCCCUAUGAUCCAUGACGCAGGACACGCCCUUCCUGAUACGACCGACUGCUCUGUUGGUGGCUGGACAGAAAAAGACCAGAAAGAGAACACUAAUGCCUUACAGAACAUUGCACUGGCUCAAAUGCAGGCUUCAGGUGAAUCUCCUUCAUUAUUCAGGGCUACUCCUCUCCAGGCUCCGAGUAGGCUGUCAAGGGAGAAGGAGCUCAGCCGGAAGCCUUCAGCCCGGAGGGUGCAGCUCGGCUCCAGCCCGCUGUUUACUGGCCCAACCCGGCUGCUCCAGGACUGCCUACACAAGUCGCUCAAAUCCCUCCCCACCACUCACCAGUCUUCACCACCCUCUGCCCACCACACUUGUGCUGGUGCCAGCCACCACACUUCCCUCAAUACACUCCAUCACACCUGCCAGAGUUCCCUUCAACUCUCUGACUCUGAACAUCACAACCACCCCCACUUUGCUCAUCCCUUCCACCACCAUGCUGCCCAAAACAGCCGGCAAAGCUCAGGUCACCACACCUGUCCAGGCUUCCUGCACCACCGGGAAUCCUCCAGCUCUGCUAAACCAGAGGCAUCUGUCAAGCUAGCUUUCAGAUCCAGCUCCUGUGAGAAGUCCUCCUUUUUGUCAAAGUCUGCCUCCUCUUCCAAAGCGGCAUCUCCCAUGCAAUCCCCUCAUCCAUCACCCCAUCCGUCGCCAUGCCCCUCCCCCUGCCCCUCUCUCUUUACACCUGCUGCUCCACUCUGUAGUCCUGAUAGGCCCUGCUCGCCUGCCCUCAUGCAGAAAGUCAUCAUAACAGACAUGAACCGGCUUUCAGCAGACUCCAGAACACAGCAAAGAGGGGCCACCCUGUCCCAGCUGUCAGACAGUGGCCAGACUCUGAGUGAGGACAGUGGGGUGGAUAUAGCCGAGGCAGGAGGCCUCAGUAAGGAUGGCAGCCCUCGACCCAGCAAGAACCAGCAGGGUCAUCUGGAAAAGCCAGGGGCCUAUGCACCUUCUCCAGGCACCAGACAUACUGGCUCACCUGUCCCAUUGCCCACUGCUACCUUGGUACGAGUGGUGAAAAAUUCCAACACCCUUGGCAUCGCUAUCGAGGGGGGAGCCAACACACGGCAACCUUUGCCGCGAAUAGUCACCAUUCAGGGCUCCUCCACAAGCCAGGACCACAAAUGCAGGAUCUACCUUGAGGCCCUUAUCAGGUAAAUAUGAUUUGUGCUUUAAUGAUGCAUUUUGAAAAUAUUUGAAUUAAAUCAACUUACCCAACUACUAAUUACUUGCUUUUGCUCACUGCCCUACGUUUUGUGGGGGCUAUCCGGGCAUGUUUAAACACAGGGGAGACCCAGGACACACCGGAGGAAUUUAAUUUAUUCUGGCCAUGAAUCACCUGGGCAUUGCCCAUGAACAGUUGGAGGACGGAGUUGAUGAGAGGGAUGUCUGACCACUCUCACUUUGUUCCACUGUGACCUCAACCUCCAUAAGCACCAGCAAAUGGAUGGAUGGAUAGAUAAUUGCUGUGCAGCUUCUGGCCACUGAGGGUCGGGGGUCCUGGGGGCAUAAACACACUGGUCGGUUAUUCAGCAUCGGUUAGUGUUCAGAUUAAAAACACUAUUCACUAUGUAUACAUCCUGCUUUCCAGACUCAAGGACAUCGGUAUCGAGGGUACUGCACUCAGGUGGCUCCAGUCCUACCUGACAGAUCCCACUUCAUUUCCCAUCACAACCACUCCUCUGCCACAGCACCAGUCACCCAAGGUGUCCCCCAAGGUUCAGUACUCGGCCCCCUCCUCUUCACAAUCUACAUCCUCCCCCUCGGUCAGAUACUCCGCCACUUCAACCUGGACUUCCACUGCUAUGCCGACGACACUCAGAUCUACUUCUGCACCAAAUCCCCCCAUAACCCACCCCUCUCCCACAUCGAAUCAUGUCUCACAGCAAUAAAAAACUGGAUGCAACACAACUUCCUUAAACUUAACACCAAAAAAACUGAACUCCUCCUCAUCGGCUCCAAAUCCACACUCAGCAAACCUCUAACCUGACACUCACCAUUGACGGCACCACUGUUUCCCCCUCCCCUCAGGCAUGCAACCUUGGCGUGAUCUUCGACCCCACCCUCUCCCUUGAGCCCCAUAUCCGCCAUAUUUUUUCCUUUUUCCACCUUCGCAAUAUUGCAAAAAUCAGACCAGCAGCUGAAAGACUGAUUCACGCCUUCAUUUCCUCCCGCCUGGACUACUGUAACUACCAUCUAUAUGGCAUCACCGCAAGCUCAUCAACAGACUCCAACUGCUCCAGAACUCCGCCGGCCGACUCCUCACACACACCAAAUCUUGGCACCACAUCACUCCAGUCCUCAAAGAACUCCACUGGCUAUCUGUCUCCCUCCGAAUCAAUUACAAACUCCUGGUCCUUACAAAGCCCUCC